AUGUUAGCUUUUGAUAUCGAGACCAAUCCUGGUCCUGCCAGUCCAGUUCCUGAUAGAUCAGAUCUAUGUGGUAUUUGCACCGAGGUAGUGGGUUGGCAUCCUGACCGUGGUAUUUAUUGUGAUGAUUGUGACACCUGGUACCAUGCACAGUGUCAAGGAAUGACCUCACAGGUAUAUGAUUUCCAUAGUAAUCAUCCUGAUGAAUUUUGGCAGUGUCUUAAAUGUGGACUACCAAACUUUGCAUCUUCACUUUUUGAAAGCUCAUCAAUUGUUGACUCUGAAAAUUCCAUUUCUAACACCAGCACAGAUGUAUCCGACAUACAGUCACCAACUACUACAAUCCAACAUCCUCUUUUUAGUAGCACUCCAUCUGGUAAAUCACGCCAUGCAUCAUCUGCUCAUUCAAACAGAGCUCCGAAACAAAUUAGAAGAAAACAAAAUAUUCAACAUCUUAAAAUCAUUACACCCAACUGUCAAUCAGUCAAAAGUAAAAAUUUGGGCUUUCAAGUCAUGAUGUCCACUGUGAAGCCUGAUAUUGUACUCGGUACUGAGUCUUGGCUGAAAUCCCAUAUAAAGAACUCUGAAGUCUUUCCACCAGACUAUAAAGUUUAUAGAAAAGAUCGCAAACGCCGUACAGGCGGAGGGGUUUUCAUUUUGGUCUCAAACAAAAUUAACAGUAAUUCACUACCAGAGCUUCAAUCUGACUCUGAGAUCAUCUGGGCUCAAGUUAAACAGAAAGGUAAAAAAGAUCUUUAUGUUUGUAGUGCCUACAGGCCAGACCGGGACUUUAAUUGCAUCGAUGAAAUCAGUCGUACCACCUCAUUGAUUGAUAACUCAAAUAACACUAUUGUAGUUGGUGGAGAUUUAAAUCUUGGUGAUGUAAACUGGCAAUCUCUCACAGUUAACGCUGGGGCCACCCAUGCCGAAGAAAGUGUUAAACUCCUUGAACUAGCGGAUUCCUAUGGAUUCCAACAAUUGAUUCAUGUACCAACUAGAAUCACUGAUAAAACUCGUAACAUCCUUGAUCUCUUGUUCAUAAAUAACCCAUCCUUGGUUGAUAAUGUAAAAGUCAUUCCUGGUGUUAGCGACCACUGCAUUCCAUUUAUUGACAUAAUUUCAACACCUAGGAUUAACUAUAAAGAAAAAAGAAAGAUAUACUUGUUUAAUAAGGCUGACUGGAAUAGUUUUAAAUCAGAACUGAUACAAUUUGACAUUGAACUAAAAAACUUGUCAGAUAAACUCAAUGUUCAGGUCCUUUGGGAAAAGCUAACAUCCAAGCUGGAGAUUUUGACAAACAAAUAUGUGCCUACAAAUCUGUAA
This is a messenger RNA of Mercenaria mercenaria, 1320 nucleotides long. RefSeq lists its product as uncharacterized. The record is from RefSeq and is a predicted model, not a curated record. The coding region runs from base 1 to 1320 and encodes 439 amino acids. Gene Ontology annotation, molecular function: catalytic activity. The transcript has a single exon. Lineage: Eukaryota; Metazoa; Mollusca; Bivalvia; Venerida; Veneridae.